AUGGAUGAUGAACUUCGAGACAAGGAUGCUGUUAUCAAACAUCGUACUAAACAAAAUCGAGACAGCAAGGUAGGAGCCAAAGAAACAUCUAUUAAUGUCGGCGACGAAGUACUUAUGAAAAACAUGCAUCCAGCGAAUAAACUAUCAUCCACUUUUCUGCCUGUACCAGCAACAGUUGUGGAGAAGCAUGGAAGCACGGCGACGGUGGAGACCGAAAGUGGUCAACGUUUCAAAAGAAACACAUCACAUCUAAAGGUGCACCAUCCAUUGCCGUCUGUGGAUAACGUACCAUCUGCAGACGACAUCAGCCACGGCGAACGAGAUGAUCCUACGAAGGACAUUCCACAAUCAACGAAUUCCGGUCAAGAUAGACCCCAUAGGAUAUGUGCCACUAGUAAGUUCGCCGAGCAAUGCCUUCAAUUACAACGCGGCAAUACGGAAGUACUGUGCGUCACCGUGCAGGAUAGUAUUGAAUGCGCCCAAAAUAUCCGUAAUGGAACGGCCGAUAUUGGAAUUUUCAGCGCGGAAAGCAUGCUACAGCUAGCAACACUGUCAUGGGAUGGACUAACGGUUAUUAAAGAGCUGCGACACAAGGACCGUGCUCGAGAAACUGUUGACUACCGAUCGGUAGUAGUAGUUCCCUCCACACACCAGGGCGGACUGGAAGGAUUACGCGGAAAAAAGUUCUGCCAUCCAGGAUUACACUACGGUCGUCAGCAGCGGUGGAGUGAACGAUUUCUGAAGUAUUUUGAGAGAUUAGUUGUGCCGGCACCUUGUGGAGAUUCGAAAAAUGCUGCCGAAAUUGAAACGGUGGCGUUAUCAAGGUUUUUCCAGUCUGCCUGUCGUCCUGGAAAGUGGUCCAACGUACCUCAAGAAGAUGCAGAAUUAAAAACUAAGUAUCCGAAUCUUUGCGAGCUGUGCCACAAUGCCAAUCAAUGUAGUUACGAUGCAACUACUGUAUCCAAUCAUCGCGCUGCACUGGACUGUCUCCGCUCGGGUGGCGAUGUAGCCUACGUAUCCCAACAGGAUGCGGUUGAAUUUUUCACCUUUAACAGCGACAUUGUGGAUAACUACGCCUAUCUGUGCCCGAACGGCACACUAGUACCAGCUAGGGACGCAAGCAAUAUUUGCUCCUGGUUAACUCAGCCCUGGCCGGUAAUUAUGUCCACCGCUGCUCGUCCAGUAGAAAUUGCACUGAAAAUCGAUCGCUGGAUGCGUGGAGCUACCGGAUCGAUGUGGGAGUCGGCUAUACAGGAGAUAAUCGGACAGGACAGUCGAUCCGUAAUCUCAGUUGGAUCAAUCCAAUCUCCCGUCGACUACCUGCGACCCUAUCGACAAAUUCCGAUUCCGUCGGAUCUCUGCCAAACGACCGCCCGUUGGUGUACUACAUCGUUUGAAGAGAAGGAAAAAUGCGACGUACUGCGGACAGCUGCUUUGACAUCCGGGAUUUAUCCCAUCAUCGAGUGUACGGAUCCGGCUACCAGCCGCAUGGCGUGUCUAAGCGAUAUUGCCAGCCAGCGAGCAGAUUUCAUUGGAAUCGACUCCAAUUUUGGGUUUUUAGCAAGGCAUUUAUUCAACUUGACUGCGGCAAUGUUCCAGGAAACUGACAAAGAAAAGUAUUCCUCAGUUGUAGUGAUCGUUCGUGACGACAGCCGUUUCACGCGAUUCGAAAAUUUACGCAACGCCAAGGCGUGCAUACCAGAGUUUGGUGGAAUUGCGUCGAUCGCGUUCAUCAACGUCGGUAGAACACGAGGUGUUUUCGAUCGGAACGAUUGCAAUUAUGGACGUCUUUUGGGCGACUUUUUCAGCGACUCGUGUGCACCGGGUUCACGUGAUAGUUUGCACGAUCCGCAUGGUCGAAAUGCUGAAUCUUUAUGCACGCUUUGCCACAAUGCCACAGUAACGCCGCGUGUCGCCGAUCCCAUUGACGGAGAGGAAGAUUCGACGGUCGCUAACGAUGAGCUGGAACUACAACCCGUGGAGGUUGAAGGGAAAACUAAUUUAGAAGGCGCCAUCGAAAGAAAUGUCAAUUGUGUGGCAAAUCAAAACAAUCCAUUCUACGGGACGAAGGGUGCAUUGAACUGCUUGCUACAGCAAGGCGAGGUUGCAAUUGUCGAAGCCCAGAAUUUAGCUGAGCAUGCUCGCGCUUUAGGAUUGGAUCCUAACAAUUACAGAUUUUUGUGUCGUAACGGUACGUUGGCAGCUAAUACCGGAUUUCAAAUAGAUGAAGAAUGUGUGCUAACCACCAUUGUGGACGGCGAGAUUGUUGUGCGGCGCCAAUCUUCUAAGGCUGCUGGUAUUGUUAAUGCACUAAGUUCCCUGGAUGUGUACCUCCAAAGUGACCCGGAUUUUAAGAUGUACAACAUUUAUAAUGGUGUUAAGAAUCUACUUUUUGAAGAUUCGGCCCUGGGAUUGGUUUCCACUCAACACACCGAGUUAGGUCAUGCAGUGCAGAACUACAUUCGUUUGUUCGAAAAUAUUGAAGACUGCAAAAAUAGCGCAGGAACUACGACCGCUAAUCCAGGGGGAGGCGCAGCCAUGAUAACCAUUAAUGUGUUUAUGACAUUUAUGUUUGUGUUGUACAACGUGGUCAAAGGAUGA
Sabethes cyaneus is the source of this 2601-nucleotide messenger RNA. RefSeq names its product transferrin-like. Lineage: Eukaryota; Metazoa; Arthropoda; Insecta; Diptera; Culicidae. Gene Ontology annotation, cellular component: plasma membrane; early endosome; recycling endosome. The coding region runs from base 1 to 2601 and encodes 866 amino acids. The transcript has 6 exons. The record is from RefSeq and is a predicted model, not a curated record. Gene Ontology annotation, biological process: iron ion transport.